AUGGCUCAAGAGCCCGUAUUUGCUACCCCUGAAGCGUUUUCUCACGCCGAAUAUGACUACUUGGUAGUGGGAGGUGGCACAGCAGGUCUCGUCGUUGCUUCGAGACUGAGUGAGGAUCCCACUGUGACCGUUGGUGUUAUCGAAGCUGGCGGCUACUUUCCUGAUGAGCCCCUCAUUAAUGUGCCUGGUAUGCCAGCGCGGGUUUCCUACGAGCUUAUUGAACGAAGCUGGCUAUUCCUUACUGUCCCACAAGAGAAUGUUCUUGGUCGACCUAUCUUCCACCCACGUGGAAAGCUCCUCGGCGGCACAAGUGCUCUAAACUUCAUGGCUACGGUGAGUGUGGAAGAGUAUGACGCUUUCGAGACUAUCGGGAACGAAGGAUGGAAUUGGGAGUCCUUCCUGAAGUACAUGAAGAAGUCGGAAACCGUUGCACCAAGUGACCCCGAAUUUGGGGAUAAGUACAAUGCUAAGCUUGAGGAAGGAGUCCAUGGCGACUCGGGUCCGCUCAAAUUGUCGCACAGUACAUGGACAAGUGGUCUCACUGAACCUCUCUUCAAAUCGUUGGAGGCCUUGGGCAUCAAACCCAACCCCGACUCCAGCAACGGUGACAACACGGGCUCGUAUUCAAUUCUUGGCUCUAUUGAUCCUGUCACGAAAACACGUUCCUACUCCGCGCCUGCUUACUUUGCUCCAAAUGCCUCUCGAACAAACCUCUCCGUGCUCUUGAAUGCUCAAGCUACGAGAGUGAUACUCGAGAAGCGGGAUGGAAGCGACGAGUACGAAGCGAAGGGGGUGGAGUUCGUUUCUGCAAUCGGUGGCGAAGAGAACAAGGUCAAACUUAUAGCCAAAGCUAAGAAGGAGGUCGUUCUCUCUGCGGGCACUUUUAUGACACCCCAACUGCUUGAAUUAUCCGGUAUUGGUGAUAGGGCCAUUUUAGAGAAGUUUGGUAUCCCCCUUAGAAUUGAACUUCCGGGUGUGGGAGAUAACUUGCAGGACCAUAUAUAUACAACCUCCACGAUUGAAGUCAGCAACGAGCUGGAGACGUUGGAUGUCCUCCGAGAUGAAGAACGAAGUCUGAAGGAGAUCGACGCUUAUGAAAGGCAGGAGGGUUUGCUAGCAAGCACACACUCUGCUUUUGCUUUCUUGCCUGUCCGGGCUUUCGCCCCUGCCGAGGACGUCGAACGCAUGAAGACAUCUAUUCGGGAUGCAAAGGAGAGUGCCAAGCAAAGUGGCCAAAAGAGACGACUUGAGCUGCUCGAAAAGUGGUUCGAUGAUGAGAAACACCCACAACUCGAGGUCAUCACAUAUCCUGGAUUCUUUCCAGCCCCAGGCAAAACGCCGAAAUCAGGUUCCCACUACAAUGCAGUCCUUGUUGCCCUGAUGCACCCACUUUCCUUUGGAACUGUUCACAUAUCCUCAUCUGAUCCGCUUUCUAAACCUGUGGUUGACCCCAAGUACCUCUCGAACAAUGUCGACCUCGAGAUCCUCGCUCAUGGCGUGCGCUUCACUCGGAAGCUACACUCAGAGGAGCCAUUGAAGAGCCUGACAAAGGCAUUUGUGGAGCCAGCUUGGGAUGAGGAGCUGGAUGAUAAUGAAGUGAAAACUCAUGUGAAGAGCGUAUUGGAGCCUGUCUAUCAUCCUGCUGGGACUGCUGCAAUGUUGCCUCAAGAGGAUGGUGGUGUUGUAAAUUCGAGGUUAAAAGUUUAUGGAACGUCAAACCUCCGGAUCGUGGACGCGUCCAUCUUCCCUUUCCACAUCUCUGCCCACCCACAGACAACGAUUUACGGCAUGGCUGAGAAGGUUUUGUGUUUCACUUUGAAAUCAUGA
Messenger RNA from Cantharellus anzutake, 1827 nucleotides. Its product is annotated as alcohol oxidase. NCBI's taxonomy places the organism in Eukaryota, Fungi, Basidiomycota, Agaricomycetes, Cantharellales, Hydnaceae. The record is from RefSeq and is a predicted model, not a curated record. The transcript has 15 exons. Gene Ontology annotation, molecular function: oxidoreductase activity, acting on CH-OH group of donors; flavin adenine dinucleotide binding. Bases 1 to 1827 code for a protein of 608 amino acids.